GGAGAGGCCAUCAGCAUAGCCGAAAGAAAGCAACCAUUCCAUUUCCAAGAGAGAGAAGGAGACAUUCGCAUAGAGUAGCAUCACUCUUUUUCCUGUCUCACUGCUCACAUUCCGUACUAUGCAAACUCUUGCUUCUUCUCAUCUUCUUCAGUAUCGCCGCCUCUUCUCUGACCACUUCCCCAAAACCCAUUUGCAGAAAUCUACAGUUCAUAGACAAAACCUCACUCAAUUAGGCUCUGCCUUUGUUUCCAGGGCUUCCGUUUCAUCUAAUGCUCACCCAAUUGAGAGAAAAUCUUCUCUAGCUUUUCUCUCUCCUCUUGAAGCAAUUCUAUUUGAUAUUGAUGGAACAUUGUGUGAUUCGGAUCCGCUCCAUUAUUAUGCUUUCCGUGAAAUGCUUCAAGAAGUAGGUUUUAAUGGUGGGGUUCCUAUCACUGAGGAAUUCUUCAGUGACAAUUUAAGUGGAAUGCAUAAUGAGAAACUUUGUAGUAUCCUCUUUCCUGAGUGGGAUAUCCAAAGAGCAAGAAAUUUUUUUGAAGAUAAGGAAGCCAUGUUUCGAAGAUUGGCAUCUGAACAAUUAGAACCUGUUAAGGGCCUCCACAAGUUGCGCCAAUGGAUUGAAAAUCAAGGCUUGAAACGGGCUGCAGUAACAAAUGCUCCAAGACCAAAUGGCGAGCUAUUAAUAUCAACGGUGGAGCUCUCGAAUUUUUUUGAAAUUGUUGUUGUUGGAGAUGAAUGUGAUCGAGCAAAACCAUUUCCUGACCCUUACUUGAAGGCUCUCCAAGCACUUCAGGUGUCACACAAGCAUGCUUUCGCCUUUGAGGAUUCUGUUUCAGGGGUGAAAGCGGGUGUAGCAGCUGGAAUGCCAGUAGUGGCCUUAGGCACAAGGAAUCCUGAGAUAUCAUUGAUUAAUGCCGGAGCAGCCUUUGUUAUUAAAGACUUUGAGGACCCAAAAUUGUGGGAAGCACUGGAAGAGUUUGAGAGGAAGGCAAUGUAACAACAGUUGCAACUUGAAAUGGCAAUCACAUAUGAGAAUAAUAAGUAGCAAAAGGUGUGAAAUGGCAAUCCAUCGUAAAUUUCAAGAUAAAUAGCCAUUUUCUACUUCUGUUCCUGUGCAGUGAUUAGGCAUUUGGACAUCCCGGUGGAAAUUGUUAUCCUAUUCUUUGUUAGUUGUAAAUUUUGAGAUAAUACUCUUAAUUAGGUGUACAAGGAGGGCCAUAACGAGAAAAUUAUUACGGGUGGUCCCAUUUCCA
Prunus persica (peach) is the source of this 1250-nucleotide messenger RNA. Its product is annotated as haloacid dehalogenase-like hydrolase domain-containing protein Sgpp. The transcript is spliced from 5 exons. Bases 119 to 994 code for a protein of 291 amino acids. The record is from RefSeq and is a predicted model, not a curated record. Lineage: Eukaryota; Viridiplantae; Streptophyta; Magnoliopsida; Rosales; Rosaceae.